CGGGGCGCACAGCUGGCCUGUGAGUCACUGGGCCUUCCGCAGGUCCCAUAAACAGAAGCUGCUUGGCCCACGGUGGAGAGCAGGGGAAAGGUGCUGGCUGGGUCCACACCGCCUGGGCGCAAGGCAUGUGACCUCCCCCAACCCCCGCGCUCUGGCCGCCUGCCUGGGCCAGCCAGGCCCACACCCUCCCCAGACCCUAUAAGGCUUGGGAAUUGGGAGCCCAGGCGCUGCCAGCAGCUGCCUCGCUCUGUGGGACCCUGAAUAGUCCAGGUGAGAGCAGCUGCCGCGUCACCCAGAGACUGCCACCGCCAGCUCUUUCUUCCCCUUUCUAGCCCCGCAGGCCGCCAUCAUGUCAGCUUCAGGAGAUGAGCGCAGGGCUUCCCCCAAAUCCAAAGGCAAGACCCUGAGCAGUUUCUUCGGGUCGUUGCCUGGCUUCAGCUCUGCCCGGAACCUGGUGUCCCACACUCACAGCUCCACCUUCACAAAGGACGGACAACCAGCCUCAGACCCCUUGGGGACUCCUGUCCCUCCAUCCCCAGUGUCCAUCAACUCACAGAUGGCAGGGGGUACAGCAGGGCUGCUCCAACCUUCUGAACAGACAGCUGAGGACAAGGACAUGGGAAGCUUCAGUGUGCCCAGCAGCAAGGAUGCCUUCUCCUCCGGGGUGUUUGGCAUCAUGGAUGCUGCAAAAGGAAUGGUCCAGGGUGGACUGGGUGCCACCCAGUCGGCCCUUGUCGGCACUAAGGAGGCAGUGUCUGGAAGUGUCAUGGGAGCAGUGGACGUGGCCAAAGGUCUUGUCAAGGGAGGUCUGGACACCUCAAAGAAUGCCCUCACCAAUACGAAGGACACAGUGACCACAGGACUCAUGGGAGCUGUGAACAUGGCCAAAGGGACAGUGCAGACAGGCCUGGACACCACCAAGUCUGUGGUCAUGGGCACCAAGGACACGGUGACCACAGGACUCACAGGGGCCGCGAAUGUGGCUAAAGGCACGGUGCAGACAGGCCUGGACACCACCAAGUCUGUGGUCAUAGGUACCAAAGACACUGUGACCACGGGGCUCACAGGGGCUCUGAAUGUGGCUAAAGGCACAGCACAGAUGGGUCUGGACACCAGCAAGUCUGUGCUCAUGGGCACCAAGGACACGGUGACCACGGGGCUCACAGGGGCCGCGAAUGUGGCUAAAGGCACAGCACAGAUGGGUCUGAACACCACCAAGUCUGUGCUCAUGGGCACCAAGGACACGGUGACCACAGGGCUCACAGGGGCUGUGAACGUGGCUAAAGGCACCAUCCAGGGUGGCCUGGACACCACCAAGUCAGUGGUCAUAGGUACCAAAGACAGUGUGACCACGGGGCUCACAGGGGCUGUGAACGUGGCUAAAGGCACAGCACAGAUGGGUCUGGACACCACCAAGUCUGUGCUCAUGGGCACCAAGGACACAGUGACCACAGGACUCACAGGGGCUGUGAACAUGGCUAAAGGAACAGUGCAGACAGGCCUGGACACCAGCCAGAAGGUGCUGACAGGCACAAAAGACACUGUCUGUGCUGGGGCCACUGGAGCAGUAAAUGUGGCCAAAGGCGCUGCCCAGGGAGGCCUGGACACCACCAAGUCUGUGCUCAUGGGCACCAAGGACACGGUGACCACGGGACUCACAGGGGCUGUGAACGUGGCUAAAGGCACCAUCCAGGGUGGCCUGGACACCACCAAGUCUGUGGUCAUGGGCACCAAGGACACAGUGACCACAGGACUCACAGGGGCCGCGAAUGUGGCUAAAGGUGCUGUUCAGGGAGGCCUGGACACCACCAAGUCUGUGCUCAUGGGCACCAAGGACACGGUGACCACGGGACUCACAGGGGCUGUGAACGUGGCUAAAGGCACCAUCCAGGGUGGCCUGGACACCACCAAGUCUGUGGUCAUGGGCACCAAGGACACGGUGACCACGGGACUCACAGGGGCCGCGAAUGUGGCUAAAGGCACCAUCCAGGGUGGCCUGGACACCACCAAGUCUGUGCUCAUGGGCACCAAGGACACGGUGACCACAGGACUCACAGGGGCUGCGAAUGUGGCUAAAGGCACGGUGCAGACAGGCCUGGACACCACCAAGUCUAUGGUCAUAGGUACCAAAGACACUGUGACCACGGGGCUCACAGGGGCUGUGAACGUGGCUAAAGGCACCAUCCAGGGUGGCCUGGACACCACCAAGUCUGUGCUCAUGGGCACCAAGGACACAGUGACCACAGGACUCACAGGGGCCGCGAAUGUGGCUAAAGGCACCAUCCAGGGUGGCCUGGACACCACCAAGUCUGUGGUCAUGGGCACCAAGGACACGGUGACGACAGGACUCACAGGAGCCAUGAAUGUGGCAAAGGGGACAGUGCAGACAGGCCUGGACACCAGCCAGAAGGUGCUGACAGGCACAAAAGACACUGUCUGUGCUGGGGCCACAGGAGCCAUUAACGUGGCUAAAGGUGCUGUUCAGGGUGGCCUGGACACCACCAAGUCUGUGCUCAUGGGCACCAAGGACACGGUGACCACGGGGCUCACAGGGGCUGUGAACGUGGCUAAAGGCACCAUCCAGGGUGGCCUGGACACCACCAAGUCUGUGGUCAUGGGUACCAAAGACACGGUGACCACGGGGCUCACAGGGGCUCUGAAUGUGGCUAAAGGCACAGCACAGAUGGGUCUGGACACCAGCAAGUCUGUGCUCAUGGGCACCAAGGACACAGUGACCACAGGACUCACAGGGGCUGUGAACAUGGCUAAAGGAACAGUGCAGACAGGCCUGGACACCAGCCAGAAGGUGCUGACAGGCACAAAGGACACUGUCUGUGCUGGGGUCACUGGAGCAGUAAAUGUGGCCAAAGGCGCUGCCCAGGGAGGCCUGGACACCACCAAGUCUGUGCUCAUGGGCACCAAGGACACAGUGACCACAGGACUCACAGGGGCUGUGAACAUGGCUAAAGGAACAGUGCAGACAGGCCUGGACACCAGCCAGAAGGUGCUGACAGGCACAAAGGACACUGUCUGUGCUGGGGUCACUGGAGCAGUAAAUGUGGCCAAAGGCGCUGCCCAGGGAGGCCUGGACACCACCAAGUCUGUGCUCAUGGGCACCAAGGACACGGUGACCACGGGGCUCACAGGGGCUGUGAACGUGGCUAAAGGCACCAUCCAGGGUGGCCUGGACACCACCAAGUCUGUGGUCAUGGGUACCAAAGACACGGUGACCACGGGGCUCACAGGGGCUCUGAAUGUGGCUAAAGGCACAGCACAGAUGGGUCUGGACACCAGCAAGUCUGUGCUCAUGGGCACCAAGGACACAGUGACCACAGGACUCACAGGGGCUGUGAACAUGGCUAAAGGAACAGUGCAGACAGGCCUGGACACCAGCCAGAAGGUGCUGACAGGCACAAAGGACACUGUCUGUGCUGGGGUCACUGGAGCAGUAAAUGUGGCCAAAGGCGCUGCCCAAGGAGGCCUGGACACCACCAAGUCUGUGCUCAUGGGCACCAAGGACACAGUGACCACAGGACUCACAGGGGCCGCAAAUGUGGCUAAAGGCACGGUGCAGAUGGGUCUGGACACCAGCAAGAGCAUGCUGAUGGGCACGAAGGACACUGUCUGUGCUGGGGCCACAGGAGCCAUUAACGUAGUCAAAGGAGCUGUCCAGGGAGGCCUGGAUCCUUCCAAUGAAGCACUCACAGGCACCGGUACUCCAGUGGUGGCUGGUCUCGCAGGCACAGUGGACAUGGCCAGGGGAACAGUACAGACAGGCCUGAACACCAGCAAGCACAUGCUUACAGGCAUGAAGGACACUGUUUGUGCUGGGGUUACCGGCGCCAUGAACAUGGCUAAAGGCAUUCAUAGGAACACAGACACCACCGGAGACACACAGUCUACCAUGCUGGCUCAUUCAGGUAAUGUAGCCACCAGUGCCAUCCAUGCAGGUGUCCAUACAGUUCCGAGUUCGCCCUCUGGCUCUCACUCCACCGCAUGUCAUGAACCUAGCAGCUUCAGAGUCAUCAACCAAGGGGCAGGCCAGGCCCCCCUGACUUCCACAGAGCUCCUGUGCUGUGAGACCAGCAGCUUCUCAGACACACAUGGCUUGGGGCGUGUCACAGAGCCCAUGGCUCAUGCAGCUCCCAGGCCUGUGGAGGAGUGUGGCCAGCUGGCUGCCACAGGCUUUGCUGCCCUUCCUGAUGAGUUGGAAGGCCUGGGUGAUAUCUUCCAGCCCAUGACAGCUGAGGAACAAGCUCAGCUGGCGGCCUCAGAGUCGGGGCCCCGAGUACUCUCUGCCGACCGGGGAAGCUACUACAUCCGCCUGGGUGACCUGGGCCCCAGCUUUCGCCAGCGGGCUUUUGAACACGCCCUGAGCCACAUACAGCACAACCAGUUUCAAGCCAGGGCCGCACUGGCCCAGCUCCAGGAGGCCUUCCAGGUGACACCGGCUUCCGUGGCCCAGGACAGGCUGUGCGCCCUUGCCCACCAGCUCCAUGCAGCUUACAGCAGCCUGGCAACCAGCCUGCAGGGCCUGCCAGAGGUGCAGCAGCAGGCGGGGCAGGCACGGCACAGCCUCUGCAAGCUGUAUGGUCUCGUGUCUUCGGAAGCGGGUAGUGAGCUGCAGACAGAGCAGCUGGCCCAGAGCAGCGCUGGCGUUGUCCAGGCGUGGCAGGGCCUGGAGGUGCUGCUAGAGCAGCUGCAGCAGAGCCCUCCACUUGGCUGGCUGGUCGGACCCUUUGCUUCGAUGCCCUGUGACCAGCUGUAGGUACCCGAGGGCUGGGUGGGUGGGGUGCCCAGGGACCAUGCUGUGACCACAGCUGGCUGUACUUCCCCAAAGCUCUGGACUGAACAGGAGCAGAAGAUCCUUGGAAAGUGAAUUUGAAGCCAGAUACAGCUCCUGCUAUUUCUAAGAACCAAUGACCCCUUCCUCCAAACUAGCCACCAAGUCUGUUCAGAUACGGGCCACAGACCCCACACAGACACAGUAAAGAAGCACCGCCCGUCCCCACUGCCAGCCUUCCACCCCUGGGCUCGGACCCUCUCUCCAGGGCCCAUAGCUUUCCUCUAUGGAUGGUGCCACUCCGCCUCAGGCCCCACGCUGGGCAGUACAACCACAGAUCUUAGCUAAUGACUAAUAUCCCAUCCUUGUUCCCCGGGACUAGAAUGCAUAGCCACGCUGAAGUAAGCUGCUACAUCUGCUGCUGCUGAUACGUAGUAGGGAGAAGAGCUGCACAAGCCACACAAUUAUACCCCGGCUGCUGUGGGCCUGCUCUGCUGAGAAAACGAGAGUCACGCACAUAUCCCUACAUGGAGACAGGGCUGACUUGGCAGGUCCAGCACUGCGGAGUAGCUGUGGCCUGUGCAGGCGCAUGGCCUGCAGCCUAGGGCUGAAGACUGUACUGAAUGCGGAGAUGGGCAGGAGAUGGCUCAUCUCCCUCGCCCCAUGCACCCAAGAUACAAGCAAACAAGAUGGUGGGCACAGGCACUGUGUCACCUCCAGUCCUCUCAACCACAGCACUGCUAGUGACCCCAACCUUCCAGCUCCUUUAUCUGCAUUCUUGGAAAAUAACAAUGUCAUGAGCGUCUGGGCUGGGCCAGCUGUAGCCAAGGAAUGUCAUGAUAGAGAUGGCAAGGAACACUUCCCUGUCCUCCUACCAUGUCAGCAUCAGGUGACACUAGACUCAGCCACUGAAAAACACUGGGCUAAGAGCCUGCAGCCAACAGACGGCAUGAGCCUCAUUACAUCAUGCCCAGUUACUGGUGGCUACUGAGUCAUGCAACCAACUUGUGAGCCCACUGGGAGCACAGAAAAGCCGGGAAGCCCCUGCUCAAAGCCGCACGGUGGAAGGCAGCUGGGAUGUGAAGACCACAACACUCGGCUCAGAGGCUGAGCUGCCCCAGAGGCACUAGGCUGGUCCGGCCCCAGCUGGGAGCCCUGCACAGCUGCUGAUGGAGCUGUCCUGCUGGGCUGUCCUGAGUGUCCGCUUUACCCAUGCUGGCACAGGAGGC
Apodemus sylvaticus (European woodmouse) is the source of this 6012-nucleotide messenger RNA. It is a transcript of the gene Plin4, whose product is annotated as perilipin 4. NCBI's taxonomy places the organism in Eukaryota, Metazoa, Chordata, Mammalia, Rodentia, Muridae. Bases 350 to 4768 code for a protein of 1472 amino acids. The record is from RefSeq and is a predicted model, not a curated record. The transcript is spliced from 7 exons. Gene Ontology annotation, cellular component: plasma membrane.